Molecule: messenger RNA, 450 nt
Organism: Trematosphaeria pertusa
Lineage: Eukaryota; Fungi; Ascomycota; Dothideomycetes; Pleosporales; Trematosphaeriaceae
Exons: 1
Coding region: 1-450 (149 amino acids)
Source: RefSeq, a predicted model, not a curated record
AUGUCCACCGGGACGUGCGACCGCAACCCUCCAGUUGGCCACGCGCAGAAUUUCGCCGCCGCCGAUCCAAUAGUAGGACAAGAAUAUUUCGAGAUCCGACUUUCCAGAAGCAACAGCGACGCUUUUCCGAAUCGAUCGGACGCUGCCGACGCCGUGUCCAUCGGUUCGUGCGGAAAUCGCGCAUCCUUAACGUCGUGGAACGAACCUGGAUCUUGGAUGGGUGGGAAAGCUUUUGGGUCCCGAGAGCCGGUAAGCCGAUUUAGUUCCGCAUUGACAGCAUGGCGGAUGCCGGAGGUGGGCGCACAAGUGGCCGCCAGCGACCACGUCGUCCCAACCCCAAUUUCCACGAGAAUGACGUUGUCCAUCCAAGCUUCACAAGACUUGAAACUCGCUUGUUGCAAGCAGGACCGAACAUCGAGAGAGGAAAGUGGAGAGGCAUCCAACGCAUGA